Messenger RNA from Doryrhamphus excisus (bluestripe pipefish), 2348 nucleotides. Lineage: Eukaryota; Metazoa; Chordata; Actinopteri; Syngnathiformes; Syngnathidae. The record is from RefSeq and is a predicted model, not a curated record.
UUUGUACAUACAUUUUCUUUACUAGUAAGUUUUAUAGACAUAGAUUAUAAAACUGUUUCACUAGCCUAUUUUCGUUGUUGUUGCCGUAGAUUUCAGCACUCCUUGGAAUAUAGACGAUCUUUGACUAGAAACCCCUAGCCUUUGAUUUGGUUUUUAACUGCAGUGAGUACUAAAACAGUCACAAAGAGCAUCUUUGACUAGUAUUUUGCAGUACGUCCUUAAAAACAGCAAAGUGCUCCUGUCAUAUAGAGAAUCUUUGACUAACUUUUUUUCAGUAGGUAAAAACAUCAGCCAGGACAUCCAGUGUGUAUUUAAAAAAAAGAAAAAUACCAUAAAUCAAGGAUAUUAGAAAUAUCCGAGGUGUCCCCCAACGCAACUGGAAUCCUGAACGAAGCCCCGCCCACACAGCAGCUGGCCACGAGACAGCGAAGCCCCGCCCCCAGCCCGAGCCUCAGCAACUCCACGUUGAAGAGUUGUGGUUCUUCAGUCCCGAAGGACGGCACUCUGUCGCCCGGCUGUCUGUACCGUUCGUCCGCUUGCCUGCCGGAGUAACUUCCACGCUCUUUCUGACCGACUCGCGGCAGGCUGGUACCCCGCGCCAUGACCUUCCGGAGGCUGAAGACGGUCCACUCCAACGGGCCGGCUUCCCCGGACACCGACGUCCACUUGCCGCCGUCCCGCUCGGACAGCUGCGGGACGAGCGUCUCCUCGGAGGUUUACAACUACAAGACGCUCGCUUACUCCGGAGGAACGCUGCCUAGAAACUACAAAAAGGCCGGCGGCUCCCAGAAAUGGAAGCCCCAGACGCAAACGACACAAGCGACGCAACCGCAAAGGAAGGUGGUGGUGCUGGAGAAGAUGGACGAGCAGACGUUUGGUUUUGAGAUCCAGACGUACGGCCUGCACCAUCAGGACCAGAACGCGGUGGAGAUGUGCACGUUUGUGUGCAAAGUGCACGAGGACAGCCCGGCGCGGCGGGCGGGGCUCCAUGUUGGGGAGACCAUCGCUAGCGUCAACGACACCCCCGUGGAAGGAUGCCUGCACAGGGACAUCGUUCAACUCAUCAAAGCCUGCGGAAACACACUCAGACUGGAGACGAUUUACAGCGACUCCAUCCGGAAAGCUGAGCUGGAGGCCCGACUGCAGUAUCUGAAGCAAACCCUCCACGAGAAGUGGGACGAGUAUCGCUCGCUGAUGGUCCAGGAGCAGAGGCUCGUUCACGGCAUCGUGAUGUGCGACGGCACCGUGUACGAGUCCCUGGAGUCGGCGGGCGUGUACGGCAGCCUGGGCGUCCCCAGCCCCGCCUCUCUCCGGUCGCCGCUUCGCACCAGCAGCACCGGCAGCAGCGCCAGCGUCCUCAGCGCCGCCACGGACGACGACCCACUCUACCAGACGUGCUCGUACCAAGCGGGGGGCGACUCUGACGGCGGGCGCAAACCGCCGGCGCCGCCCGCCAGGAAGCAGCGCGUGCGGCCCGCCAGCGAGCUCUUCAUGUCGGCCAAGACGCAUCUGACCCGCAGCGCCAGCACUCGCAGUUACGUGCGCGGGGCCUCGCCGACGCCGCCCGCCAUCGCCGCCGACAAGUCGUCAGGCUUGGGCGCGUUGCAGAGGAAGCACAGGAACUUCCGAAGGCGCUUCCUCAAGUUCAUCCCGGGCUUGAACAGGCCGCUGGAGGAGGAAGAGAGCAAAUUGUGACACCACUUCCUGCCGAGACUGUCAAAGUAAAAUCCCAAAGAAGCGACCAAAGGCUGCUUUUUGUUGCCAGCUGUACAAAACUUUACUUUCCCGUUUUUGUGGUUUUAAGUUAUUUAUUUAUUUCAACGGACGAUUGUUGAUUUUUAGGUUUUUUUGUUUGUUGACGUUUUUAAGGCAUGCAAAACUUUUAUUGUGACUUUGUUGUACAAGUCGUAGACCAAGGCUUUAUUUGAUACCAAUCACUUCCUAGUUUUUCCCUGCCAAAGAACUUGUUCAAAACAUUAAAAAGCAAAUGUUUCCAAUAUUUAACACUCUCUUUUUCUUUGUCAUACUUUGAAAGUUUUGGGGGUAUAUUUUAGAAGCUUUUGGUGAAAUCUAAGCUGGUAAAUAUGUAAGAAUGUUAAAGAAAACAGCCAGCAGAUGACAUUUUGGUUGGGAAUAUUUGACUUUACAGCCCAUAAUAUGACACAAAAAUGCUUUAAAAGUACAUUUUGGAAGCUUUUGGUGAAAUCUAAGCUGGUAAAAUCAGAUUUUCAAUUCAGCAGAUGAUAUGCCGUGUUUGCUAUAUUUGAGUUAUGUCACGUAAUAUAUGUUAGGAAAGCAAAAAAAGCCAGCUAUUAUGUCACGUAAGAUCUUUAAAAGUACAUUUUACA